Pipistrellus nathusii (Nathusius's pipistrelle) is the source of this 396-nucleotide messenger RNA. The record is from the annotation of a GenBank genome assembly. NCBI's taxonomy places the organism in Eukaryota, Metazoa, Chordata, Mammalia, Chiroptera, Vespertilionidae.
AUGAAAAUCCUCCUGGCCGUGGCCGUCUUCUUUCUCAUCUCCACUCAACUGCUGGCGGAGGAAAUCCGAGCCGGCGAUGGUCUCAACUACUGGUCCGACUGGACCGACAGCGACUUGAUCAAGGAGGAGCUGGAUGAGCCCGUUGAGCAUCUUCUGCAGAGAAUCGCCCGGCGACCCAAGCCUCAGCAGUUCUUCGGCUUGAUGGGCAAACGAGAUGCUGAUUCCUCAAUUGCAAAACAAGUGACCCUGUUAAAGGCUCUUGAUGGAUAUGCCCAGUUCUCUAAUAAAAAAAGACAUAGAGCAGAUGCCUUUUAUGGACUAAUGGGCAAAAGAGCUUUAAAUUCUGUGGCUUACGAAAGGGAUGCAUUGCAGAAUUAUGAAAGAAGACGUAAAUAA